AUGUCUUCACCAAAGGACUUAUCAAAAACAACUCCCCCUGAACCUGCAACUACCACCAUUCCAACCAAGAUCAGUUUCUACCGCUCAACCCUCUUCCAGAUUCUCGUAGUAGGAAUAUGUGCCUUCUGCGCGCCUGGGAUAUGGAGUGCUAUGAAUGGCCUCGGCGUAGGCGGUUCUCAAUCCCCUGACCUAGUCAACGCUGCGAAUGCCAUUCUAUACGCCUUCAUGACACUGACAUGUUUCGCGGGGCCCUGGUUAACCAACAUCAUCGGCUUCAAGUACACACUCGCAAUCGGAACCCUAGGUUACCCCCUAUACGCCGCAGGCCUGUAUGUCAACAAUCGCUUCGGCUCCACCUGGUUCGUCUACGUCGGCGCUGUGGCAUGUGGUAUAUCAGCCGGCUUCUUCUGGAGCGUAGAGGGUGCCAUCGCAACGGGUUAUCCCGAGUCUCACAAAAGAGGUCGCUACAUCGCGACGUGGUUCACCUUCCGCAACUUUGGCAACAUCAUCGGCGGUGCAGUCUCCCUGGGAAUCAACCACAAGAUCAACCAGCGCGGGAAAGUAGGCUACCAGACGUACUGGGGCUUCAUCGCUAUCCAGUGCCUCGGUUUCUUCUUCGGUCUCCUGCUCUCCAACCCUGAGAAAGUGGUCCGCGACGAUGGGACCCGCAUCGCAGCACCCCGUGGGAUUCAAUGGAAGGUCGAGGGCAAGGAGAUGUGGCGUCUCCUCAAGAGCAGAUCCAUCCUCCUCCUCACACCCUUAUUCUGGUAUUUCGGCUGGAUCCAAGCGUACCCAGGCACAUACCUCGCGACCUACUUCACCGUCCGCUCCCGAGCCCUGGGAAGCUUCAUGUCGGCCGUAGUCGGCACGCUCGCGACCUGGCUCGGCGGCUCCCUCGUCGACCUCCCAUGGCACAAGAGCAGACAGGUACGCGCCGUCUCCACCUUCAUCCUCAUCGCGGCGCUCAACAGCGCGACCUGGAUCUGGGCCGUCUACAUCCAGAACGAAUACCACCGCACCAAGCCGACGCUCGAUUGGGGCCACCAGGCGUCGUUUGGUCGCGGCUUCGGCGUAUAUCUCUUCGAGCGUAUCUCCCUCGGCAUGGUCGAGAACUAUAUCUACUGGUGCAUCGGUAACCUGUCGGAUUCGCCGGGCGAUCAGAUCAGAUAUAGUUCGCUGCUCAGGGGUAUCGAGACUGCGGGCGUGGCGGUGGGAUUCGGUGUCCAGGCCGUGCCAACGAAACUCAUCGCUACCGCGAGUAUCAAUUGCGGGCUGUGGUUCUUUGCGUUGCCGUUUAGCUAUUAUGCUACCUUGCAAGUUGUGGAGAAGUUCAACGAGAUCGAUCGGGAGAGGGAGAGGGCGCGAGAGACGAGCCCUGUGAGCGCUGCAAAGUAG
This is a messenger RNA of Aaosphaeria arxii CBS 175.79, 1395 nucleotides long. Its product is annotated as MFS general substrate transporter. The record is from RefSeq and is a predicted model, not a curated record. The transcript is spliced from 2 exons. Lineage: Eukaryota; Fungi; Ascomycota; Dothideomycetes; Pleosporales. Bases 1 to 1395 code for a protein of 464 amino acids.